GAGACAGUCAUUCUCGGAACAUUGUCUUAGAGCAUGCAGUUGCAGGGGGGACUAUUAUUUUAGACGCACAAGACAGUUCCUAUGUGUUUGAGUUGCAGAGGACCGUCAAAGUAGAUGAAUAAAGGCUGUCACCUGGGCGUUUCAGGAAGUGGUAUCUUCUCAUUCGGGAACCAUGGAGUUGUUGUGUGCCCGUCUCAUGAGGAACCAACGCCGUUGCCUACCUGCCUACCUGUCUAGAAGCUUUCAAACCUCCCAUUGCCGACAGAGACAAUCAACAACCAGGAGGACAUUACCUUCAACAGAACUCUACUCAACCAACACAUGUCGGAUUCUACGGCAGCCCGAAACCACAGACUCUGUUUGUCAACUUCAAUUGAAGCCAUCUUCAUCUCAGAGACAACUUUUCUCAUCUCAGAAUGUAAGAACAGUACUUUUCCCAGUGGGGACACCUAGACCUGACCCUGCUGUCCACUGUCUCCCUGUUAUAUGGCUGUCUAAGCAUGGACAGAACUUCUUCCAUACCUCUGCUCCUCACCGCGCCCUGCCUGCGCCUCUCAUAUGGCUGGUACUCAAACCCCUGCAGAAGAUAGUGGCUAUUAUACUGGGCAGGAGUAUCAGGAAGUGGUGGUUGGCCCUCCCACCCAAUAAGCAGCAGCUUGUGCGUCAGAAGGUCUGGCGUCGCCGUUGGCAGCUGGUGGCCGGGGGUAUGGUUGCUAUGGUGAUCAUGGCAAGUUUCUUCCUGACUCAUCUGGACGAAUCGCCCAUCACGGGACGCACACGCCUCCUAGUGUUCAGUAGAGAGAACUACAUGGAGCUGGCUGCAGUGACAGGAGAUGGGUACAUGGAGGAAUUUGCUGAGUUGAUGGUUUCAGAGAAGGACCCUCGUCACCAGGUGGUGGAGAGAGUGGUGGAGCACCUGGCCCAGAGGAACAAAGACAUCCCAGAGGUCUCCUCUGUUCCAUGGAGAGUCCACUUGGUCGACAGCCCUACCAUCAACGCUUUCGUACUGCCUAAUGGAAAGGUGUUUAUGUUCACUGGGAUGUUGGAGGCUGUUGCAGAUGUUCACCAGCUCACCUUUAUCCUGGGACAUGAGAUGGCCCACGCAGUGAUGGGACACUCUGCAGAGCAGGCCAGUAUGUCUCAUGUGGUGGACUUCCUGUCUCUGAUCCUGCUAACAGCCAUCUGGGCCGUGUGUCCUCGAGACAGCCUGGCUGUACUGGGACAGUGGAUACAGACUAAGCUCAUACAGUUCUUGUUUGAUCGUCCUUAUAGCAGGAAGUUGGAGGCAGAAGCUGAUCAGGUUGGACUCCAGCUGGCUGCCAAGGCAUGUGCUGAUGUGCGGGCAGGGCCAGUGUUCUGGCAGCAGAUGGAAAUCAGUGACCAGCUGAGAGGAGAACCUACAGUACCAGAGUGGCUCUCCACACACCCCUCUCACAGGAACAGAGUUACACAGCUGGACCGGCUGAUCCCACAGUACCUGGAGUUGAGGGAGAGCUGUUCCUGUCCUGCCCUCCCUGCUACAGACCCCAGAGCUGUCUUCGCUCAGAGUGUCAAAGUGCUGCUGGAUGCUACUAGGGACCUGGAGGGAGAGGCGGGGAAGAGACUGAAACCACAAGCUCUGUCCCAGACCCCAACGUCAGACCACAGAAGGGCUCCACACACAGGGGGACUGGCUACUGCCCUGCUAGCCUCCUCAGCCACAGGCUCACCUCCAGCCCUGACCCUAGACACUGCUACCCACCUCUAACCCCCGGGCCACUACCCCCGCCCCCUGUCUUCCCAGCCCCAACCCCAGGCCUAGUUCCAGUCAGUGAUUGUAGCUCCUUGAUUGCUAAUUGACUGUUGUUUGUAAGGUCUUGUAAAAUUGCAGUUGUCACCUGCUUCUGUGGAAUUGCUGCAAAAAGGUUUCGAGUAGCGGUUCUGUUUACUGCGUGUAAGAGGGUACAGGGAGAUGCUUUGAAUGUGUAGUGUGAAUACAUAGAGAUAGUAUCCUGUUUUCAUUGGAAGAUUUCAAGUGGGGACAUGCUGCACUCAAUGGCCUAAUGAGCAUAUAGAGUGAGGUCCAAAAUGAUUGACUCCCCUGAUAAAGAUGAGCAGUAAUGACUGUAUAAAAUAAAUAAAUUCAAAAUUAAAAUCAAAAUGAUUGACAUCCCGGCCCUAAAGAUUGACACCUCUAAAGUAAAGUAAUCAAACGUGUGUAUUUGGUCCCAUAUUCCUAUCACGCAAUGACUACAUCAAGCUUGUGACUCUACAAACUUGUUGGAUGCAUUUGCAGUUUGUUUUUGGUUGGGUUUAAGAUGAUUUAGAAUAUAUUUCUCGACACUUCUACAUUGAUGUACAUUCUACCAUGAUUACGGAUAAUCCUGAAUGAAUUGUGAAAAAUGAUGAGUGAGAAAGUUAGAGGGUCAAAGAUCAUACCCCCCAACACAUGCUAACCUCUCACCAUUAACAAUAACAGAAGAGAUUUAACAAAUGAUUGUUCAAACUAUGGCUACUUGUCUUAGUGCAUAUGCAGAUCUAUACACACCUCACCGAAACUGACAACCAAUAAUUUAACAGGAUUUCCGAAAUCACGUUUGUAGGGAAUAUAAAAGUCCGAACAUCUCAACUUUACAGUAUAUAAAAGAGUAAAAGACUAGAUUGAGUUCCUCUCUUUCCAAAGACCACAACCUGGAAGUCAGUGAUAAGUUGUUUGUCCCAUCUCAGUGGUGUUGGUAUAAUACAUGCUCAUGUGAUUACAAAGAAUUGCCAUAUAAUGUGUUUCUACAUGGAUUGUUGUACAGCCAAAUUCCUCAACAGUAAGAUAACGCGUGAAAUUAACCUCCUUGAUUGAUCAAAACUGGGAACAUAUAAAUAACGUUCUAACAACAUUGAGGAUAUGUUGAGGAAACCAUGUAAGAAUGUCCUUCAGAAAGUACUCAUACCUCUGGACUUAUUCACAUUUUGGUUUUCUGGGUAGACCGUGUGUAGGCACUGUGUCCUGUAUGUCACCUACUUUAUCUACACUGUCGUGUCCAUCCAUCACCACCUGUUGCAAUGUGUUUUUGUGGUAAUGUGGCCAUCAAGUUCAUUUAAAUGAGUUUUAUGUCUCGCCCUGAAGGAAUGGUAUUGUGUUGUAUUUUAGUGUCAAAGAUCUUUGUGAAAUCAUAGAAAUGUGUAGUUUUGUACAAAUCAUGUAUUGAACUAGCCAAAGAACAUAUUUUAUAUACUAGAAUGUACAUCUUAGAACCUGACAACCUGAAAAUGAAUGGGUUUUGAGGUAGAA
Molecule: messenger RNA, 3265 nt
Organism: Oncorhynchus mykiss (rainbow trout)
Lineage: Eukaryota; Metazoa; Chordata; Actinopteri; Salmoniformes; Salmonidae
Gene: oma1
Product: OMA1 zinc metallopeptidase
Biological process (GO): mitochondrial protein processing; protein quality control for misfolded or incompletely synthesized proteins
Cellular component (GO): mitochondrial inner membrane
Molecular function (GO): metalloendopeptidase activity
Source: RefSeq, a predicted model, not a curated record